Molecule: messenger RNA, 1497 nt
Organism: Lodderomyces jiufengensis
Lineage: Eukaryota; Fungi; Ascomycota; Pichiomycetes; Serinales; Debaryomycetaceae
Exons: 1
Coding region: 1-1497 (498 amino acids)
Biological process (GO): protein processing; GPI anchor biosynthetic process
Cellular component (GO): endoplasmic reticulum membrane; glycosylphosphatidylinositol-mannosyltransferase I complex
Molecular function (GO): mannosyltransferase activity
Source: RefSeq, a predicted model, not a curated record
AUGAUAAAACAAAGACUGACUAUAAUAAAUUACGCAUUGAAUCAUGAUGACGUUAUAAAACACUUAAAUCAAACAACUUUAAUAUUGAAGUCAGCUAGUUCAGACAAACCAUUACUUGUUGAAAAUAAAUUUACAAUACCAUUUAAUAAAAAGUUACAACAUAUAAAUCAACUAAGAAUUCAAUCUAAAUUUAAUGAAGAGUCGAACAAUUUGAAUGAAAGUAUCAAUGAAUUUUUCCCGUUUGAAUUUACAUCAGGUAUAAAUAUUUAUGUUGAACCAAGAAACAAAAUUAAUAAUGAUGAUAAUGUUGAAUUUUUCAAGGAAUUGAAGGAAAUAACACAUGAAUUUAUUGGGCUAGAAAUUGGAGAAGAGCAAUGGGUAAAUCAUGUAGACUCGUUGUAUUAUUAUGACUUAUCACCUUCAAUUUUAAGAUUGGAAAGUCCAGGUGGUAAUAAAGAAUACUGGUACGAUAACAAAACUUUUGAUUUAAUAUACAAAAACAACGUCAAAGAAAAUCAAAUAACAUUACGUCAAAUAUUCACCUCAAAUGAAUUGGAUUAUAACUUAAAAUUAACGGAGUACAAAGAAAUCGGUAUAUUUUUAAAAGAUUCAAAGGUUUCAACUUCAAAAGAUGACCUUGUUCUUAGUGGAUUAAGAGUUAUUCUAGAUGGGCAAAGUGAGACUACUAAAGAUGGAGAAGAAAGUGACAAGAAUAUGUAUAAAACUAUGUUUCAUUUCAAGCCAAGACAUAGAUACUUGACUGAAGGCGAAUAUAAAACAAAUUUGAUAAAUAAUGGGUUACAUCCAAUUUUCAAUACACAAAUAAGUUUGCCGGAGUUGGAAGAAGAUGAAGAAAAAAAAUCAUUUAUAAUUGAUGAUGAUGUUAUAAAUUGUAACUCAUUCAUUUACUUAAAUUUGAACAAGUCAUUGAUAUUUGACAAAUAUCAGAAUGUACCAAUCAAUACAACCUUAUUAAUUAGUAGUGGAUUUCAAGACUUAGAAUUACCAGAAUACAAAAUAGAUCAAUGGGGAAGAGAGCUUUUAUUCAAAUUAGAUGACGACUUCAAAAAUCAAAAAGAUUUUAAUUUAACAUUACAUUCAAGAUAUCAAUUACCACAAAAUAAUAACACCUUACAAAAUUCGUACACUAACAUCAUAAACUCAAAACCGAAAUACUUCAUUGCAUGUAAAAUUAAAGAUUCAGAAAUGUUAUCGAAAUCUCCAUUCGAUACAACUAGGCAUAGUUCAAUUGGAAACAACUAUGAAAAUUAUUUCGCUAAAGAUACUGUAUUUUAUCAUCCUAGAGAAUUGAAUGCUGAAAAAAAUUUACAAGUUUCAAUUCCACAUGGUAUCACUACAUUCAAUAGAAUUAAUUCAAUUACUACAAUUACUUUAAUUAUUGGUAUUUUGAUUAUUUUAACGAGUGUUGUUAAAUAUUUAUUCAAAUCAUUUACAUCUACAACUGAACAUAAAACUAAAAUAGUAAAAGUUGAGUAA